UUAGCCCAACUGCACUGAACCUGUGGCUUCAGGGGCCAGCUGCAGAUAUUUCUCUUUGCUUCCUAAUCAGAAGGAAACCUCCCUCACAUUCCACAGCUGCAACCUAUAUAAGGGAUGGGGCUCAGGCACUUUUGUUUUUCCUCGAAUACUUGAGGGGAGGUUUGGUUUUUUUUAUUUUCCAUCCGCAGCCCUCAAGAGCAUGGAGAGCACUUGGAGGAUUUGUGUCUGUUUGUCCUGCUGCUUGCCCUGGCUCUCUGCUGGCACCCAGUUCUCACCCCGCUCCAGGGGUUGGGAGGACUCUGCGGAGGCCCCUGGGUUUUUGGCAGCCCCUGAGGAUGCUGCGAACCAGCUCAGCGCGGGGCUGCAGCUGCCCCAAGGCGAGGCACCGGCCCAUGCCCUCCUGCCCCCCUUGCUGAAGGUGCUGCACAACCGCGGCCCCCGGGGCUGGCACAGCGAGGCGCCGCGGCUGCAGCCGGAUUCCAGGGCCCUUCGGUACAUGAAGAGGCUGUACAGGAUGUCUGCCACCAGGGACGGCAUCCCCAAGGCGCAGCGAGGCCGCCUCUAUAACACGGUGCGGCUCUUCACCCCGUGCUGGGAAUGCGAGCACCGCCCCGCGCACCUGGGCAAAGGAGAUGUUCACUCAGUGGAUUUUCUCUUCAACUUGGAUCGUGUUACUGCUCUGGAGCACUUACUCAAAUCUGUCUUGCUCUAUUCCUUUGACACAUCUGUUCCCAUUUCCUCUUCCAUCACCUGCAUGUGCCAUUUAUCUCUUAAGGAACAUGAUUUUUCCAGCCAAGUCUGUCCCAGCAUUUCCCACUCUCUAGCUUUUAGCCUGCACUUUGACGUUAGAAAACGCAAAUGGGUGGAGAUGGAUGUGACUUCUUUCCUCCAGCCUCUGAUUGCUAUGAACAGGAGGAACGUCCAUAUGGCUCUGAACUUCACUUGUCUGAUGGGUGACCCACAAGGGAGCACGAAACUGGAAAACGCUGUUAAUGUGACACUGGUUCCCCCUUCCCUUCUGCUGUACCUGAAUGACACCAGCGAGCAAGCUUAUCACCGGGGGAGCUCACUGAGGCACGGGAGGAAAAGUAGCAGCCCGCUUGUGGAUCCUCCAAAGGGUGACAGAGGACAAGGCAAUCCCCAGGGUAAAAGGGCCUCUCGCCAGCGAAGGAACGAGAAUCCCAAAGCGGCUCCGGCCACCUCAGCUCGUAACCUGAGCGAGUACCUGAAGCAGUUUGUGUUCCCUCAGAACGAGUGCGAGCUGCACAGCUUCCGCCUGAGCUUCAGCCAGCUGCGGUGGGACCGCUGGAUCAUCGCCCCGCACCGCUACAGCCCGCAGUUCUGCCGGGGGGAAUGUCCCCGCGCCCUGGGCCACCGCUACGGCUCCCCGGUGCACACCAUGGUGCAGACCCUCAUCUACGAGCGGCUGGACCCCUCGGUGCCCAGGCCCUCGUGCGUGCCGGCCGCCUACAGCCCGCUCAGCGUGCUGACCAUCGAGCCCGACGGCUCCAUCGUCUACAAGGAGUACGAGGACAUGAUCGCCACCAAGUGCACCUGCCGCUAGCGGGACCGGCUUUGGGCGAGGUCUGCACUCCCGAACACAAAACGGGGUUCACAUCAGAGCACCGAUUUUUGUACUCACUCAGUCUUUCUAGAAUGUGCAAUUCAAUGUAAACAGAGUCUUUUUAUCGGGAGAAUUUUGCACUUAAAAUGGGGGAAAAGGUUCAACUACUAAAUGUCUAUUUUUAAGCUGAUUUAUUACAAAAAGAGAUAAAUAAAUGGCUAUCACUCAUACCCUGACAUGCUGUGCCUGCUACUCUGCCUCUAAAGAAACCUUGUGUGUGGCAUCUCCAAAAAUGACUAGGAAAGGGAGAAAGUCUUUAAUGUUAGAAUAAUUUCUUCAGUUUUUCAUUCUCCUUCCCCUACCACAUUCCAGCUCUUCCAGGCACGGUGACAAAACCCUUCCUCACAGUUCUGUAAAGAGUUAACAGGUUGUUUUUUGCUUUUAUUCUGUUGCACUCUUUGGGCUUUCUCAGCUAAAAGAAGGGUAAGAAUUUAAGGGCAGCUCUGGGUAAUUUGUGAACACUUAAAUGAAAGCACUAUUCUGGUAAAAAUUGGCAUCAGGUGAGGCUUUCUUUGAUUUGAGAAUAAGGAGCAGCUGUCCAUGGGGUGAGGGCAGAGGAUUGUCCACUAGAGCCACACGGCUACUGGCUUCUGAUGUAGGAAGAUUUGUUUAAAAAGCUUAAUCCCCAAAAAUGGCUUCUAAAAGCCUUAAAUGUGUUGAUGAAAAUACUGUUCGGUGGGCUUAAUAUUCUGAAAUGUGGGGCCACAGCUUUGUUUCCUCUCACAAUGAAACUGUAGGUAACAAGUGCCUCAACUCUAGAUGCUUCCACACCAAAUUUUUACUGUAAUUGAUUUAUUAUGAUUUAUUUUCUCCUCCUGGACUUGGGGUUCAUACACAAAACUUCUCAGCUUUAGUGGGGAUUUUUCUGGUUUGCUUGUUAAUUAAAGGAUAUGGAGCAGCACUAUAUUGUAAAACCUGCUCAGAACAUCCUUUAACAUUGACUUGCUAAUGGAUUAAUGAAUAAAUGCUGUAACUUUCUGCACUCAGCCACACAACCAGCCCCUACCUGAGAUCCUGAGCAAUUCCAGAGGCUGGGAACUCAGUCUGGCAGGGCAGGGAUGCUGAGUGGUGUCACUGAUGGUUCACCUGGUCACUGAACCCAGGGAGGGUGGGGUGUCUGGAGAGCUGGUGGAGGUGCAACAGGCACAAAUCUGCCCAAAAAGUGAGGCUCCUGCUCCAGGUUUCAGUCUCUGACUGCUGAAAUCAAAGAGGUUGACACCAAAAGCUCAAAGCAGAAUCCUGGUGUCACAUAAAACUAUCCUGGUGUCAGCACUGUGGGUGGCUGGGUCAGUUUGGAUUGUAUCACUCCUGCUCAUCCCUUCAAACUCUGGGAAUUUGGCUUUGCUCACCUGCCAGAAAAGAAAAUAAAUGGAAUUGUUUCCUGAGACAAACCUUUCUAAUUAUGGUGAAAUGUCUAAUGUAGCCCAAUUGUCCUAAUAUAUUGUAAUAUUCCAUCAAUGGGUAUCAUCUUCAAUAUAGUAUAAUAAUUCCAGUAAUAAUAUGUUAAAUAUGUGUAAUAUAUUGUAAUAAUACCAACAAUGUUGAACCUAAUAUAUUCUAAUAAUAAUUCCAAAAAUGCUGAAGAUGUUUAACAUAUUCAAACAAAACGAAUAUAUUGUAAUAUAUUAGUUUAAAUAAUGGAAAAUAUGUCUAAUAUAGCAUAAUGAUCCAAAUAAAGUUGAAGGUGCCUAA
This is a messenger RNA of Taeniopygia guttata (zebra finch), 3316 nucleotides long. It is a transcript of the gene GDF9, whose product is annotated as growth differentiation factor 9. Gene Ontology annotation, cellular component: extracellular region. Lineage: Eukaryota; Metazoa; Chordata; Aves; Passeriformes; Estrildidae. Gene Ontology annotation, molecular function: cytokine activity; growth factor activity. The record is from RefSeq and is a predicted model, not a curated record.